Messenger RNA from Leucoraja erinaceus (little skate), 8104 nucleotides. RefSeq names its product von Willebrand factor A domain containing 2 (gene vwa2). Bases 1040 to 3436 code for a protein of 798 amino acids. Gene Ontology annotation, biological process: calcium-independent cell-matrix adhesion. The record is from RefSeq and is a predicted model, not a curated record. The transcript has 14 exons. Gene Ontology annotation, cellular component: basement membrane. Lineage: Eukaryota; Metazoa; Chordata; Chondrichthyes; Rajiformes; Rajidae.
UCAGUAUGUUUUCGCUUAUAGCUAAUACAGCUUAAAGUUUGCUUGAUUUCUCUACUAUGUCCCGGGAAGUAUUGUGUUACUGACCUAUACCUACAUGAAUGAGAUGUUAACCAAUCACACAAUCAUUUUGCAUUGAGGUUCGGUUGUAAAUAAGCGAUUACUCCCAGUCUCGUUUGAUCAAGGAAACAACGCUGCUGAUGCAGAAGAAAUCUAGUUGUGUGAUUCUAAUGGGUAUAUUGUGCCGAGUAAAGUGCAUUUCACCCACUGCGGGAUAAUAAACAUUUGCCAAAAAGUAAAUGUGGAAGGAAGUCAAUAACACAUUUAACGCAGUCGAAUUGCUCAUAAAUCUAAAAUUGCUGGUAAACAUCCGAACUUAGAAUGGAAAAAAAGACAACGUGCUGCAGUAACCCAGCUGGUCAGGCGGCAUGCCUUUGAUAGCAAUUUUCCAGUUCAGUGGAUCUAUGGCGCUAAUGAAAUCCAAUCUUGUGAAUAGACCGGAUCCAAGCAAUAUUUCGCUCCGUGUUGAGGUUUGGAUUCACUCCAAGAAGUAGUCUAGCCCACUUCCUUAUAAGGACAUAUUAAAUUUCAGAUAUAUGUUUAAUGUGUUCUAUCCUGCAACGAAGAACAAGGGGGGCAAGCCUGAGAGCUACAUUCAGCUACAAAUGUGAACUCAACGACAAAUACUGGCAAGGAGAAACAGCGGCAAGACAACCUCAGUCUGAGAUGUGUGGCAGGUGCUAUUUUAGCAACUUCAAACUAUCAGACAGGAAUUCUGUUCGAGAGGCAGCGAUUGAGCUCGAGUAAAAAGGUUUGGAAGAAAUCAACUGUUGAACGACGAUUAAAUGUCGAUCGGUUGACUCUCUAACUGGAACCACCCUUGUGUAAAUCAGUGAGAAGUGGCAGCUGCGGAUUUUGAACGUGCUUCGAAAUGCCACCCAAUCUGUCUCUUUCUGAAAUGGAUUUAACGCAAGAGUUUCCUUAAUCCCUCGACGCUGCCCUAGCUUUUAGCUGGCGAGUUUUUGAGGACGCGAGUUCUGCCAUGAUGGUUCGAGCCUUCCUAUUCCAUGUGUGCAUUUUCCUGUUUACUCAAGUUUUACCGUUCUUCUGCUUGCAAAAACUUGACAUUGACAAUGAAACAAUUGUGAAGAUUUCCACGGCUGGACAAUUGAUGCAGUGCUCAGCGGCCAUCGAUUUACUGUUCAUGUUGGAUGGAUCAUACAGUAUCGGCAAGGGCAGCUUUGAGAGAUCCAAACAUGUUGCACUCAAACUUUGUGAUGCUCUGGAUAUAAAUCCUGGCAGGGUCAGAGUUGGAGCAAUUCAAUAUAGUUCAACGCUUAAAGUUGAAUUUUAUCUGAAUUCCUACUUAACGAAAGAAGAAGUAAAAGAACAACUUAAGAGAAUUAUAUUUAGGGGUGGAAGUACGCAGACUGCCCCGGCUUUGAAGUAUGUUCUUCAAAAAGGAUUUGCAGAUACAAGAAAUACAUCCGUCCCUCGAAUUCUCAUAAUUCUUACUGACGGCAAAUCUCAGGGUAAUGUGACCCAAGUGGCAGCACAGGUGAAAGAAACUGGAAUAACUGUGUUUGCUGUCGGAGUCAAGUUUCCCAGAUGGGAGGAGUUGAAUUUGCUUGCAAGUGAGCCUACUGACAGCCAUGUGCUGUUUGCAGAACACUUUGAUGAUGCUGUCAAUGGCCUCUACACAACAUUGACCAGCUCUGACAUCUGCUCUGCUAUUCCACCAGCUUGCAAACUUGAAUCCCAUGUCUGUCAACGGAAAUCACUAGAAACAGUGAAGGAAUUCAAAGGGAAUUUCAUGUGCUGGAAGGGAUCAUAUGGAUAUGGUGGACCUAUCUCAACACUGUGUCCCUAUUACAGUUGGAAACGGGUUUAUAAGACACAUCUUGCUCGAUGCUACAGAACCACGUGCCCAGAUCCAUGUGAUUCACAGCCCUGUCAGUAUGGAGGAUCUUGCAUCUCAGAGGACUUUGAAAGGUACCACUGUAUCUGCCCUGCAGCAUUUGGAGAAGAUUUUAAUUGCGCUCCUCAGCCAGGUCUUGAAUGCAGUGUGGAUAUUUUACUGCUUCUUGACGGCUCGACAAAAACAACCCUUGAAGGAUUUCUGCGGCACAAAGCCUUUGUGAAGAGAUUUCUCCAGGUGAUACUGUCCGCAGACAGUCAAAUUAACGUUGGAGUGGCACAGUAUAGUUACGGAGUGCAGGUGGAACUGCCGAUGGGACUGCACAUGAAUGUUUCAGAUGUUAUUAGUAAGAUCGACUCGAUCCAGUUCAAAGGGGGCAGCACAAAGACUGGCAAGGCCUUGCGAUACCUUACCCAGGUUGGAUUUAAAACAAGAUCAACAGUUCCGCGUAUUCAGGAGGACCACCCCCAUGUUUUAAUUCUGCUAACAGACUCAAAAGCCGAAGAUUCCAUCGCUGAUUCAGCCAAAUAUGCCAGAGAACGGGAAAUAUUUCUAUUUGCAGUUGGCAGCCACAGUCUUCAGUCUGAUUUAGUCACAAUUACAGGAAAUCCUCAGCAUACUGUCACAUAUUCAAGUCCCCAGCAACUCUUCAAUAAGAUUCCUGAACUAAAAACAGUAAUUUGCAGCAUUGAAAAUCAAGGAUGUUUGUCCCAGCCUUUAGAUCUCGUCUUUGCAUUGGAUGCAUCAUCUGGAGUUGGAAAGGACAAUUUUGAUAAGGUGAAAGACUUUAUGAAAACCAGCAUCAUGCAGUUUGAGAUCAAUCCUGAUGUUACCCAGGUCGGCCUUGUGGUUUAUGGCAGCCGUUCGAGGACAAUCUUUGGCCUUGACACGUUGGAUUCAAACACCAACCUCCAGAAGGCAAUCAGCUUAGCCCCUUAUCUGGGCGGAACUGCCUCCACUGGCAGCGUCCUCCUUCACAUUUACGAUGAAGUCAUGAGUGUCAGAAAGGGAGCUCGACCUGGUGUGAAUAAAGUAGUGGUGGUCCUUACGGACGGGGCAAGCACCGAUGAUGCAGCAGUCCCCGCACGGACUCUGAGGAACAAUGGCAUCACAGUCUUUGCUGUAGGAAUUGGUGAUGCACAGAAGGAAUCGUUGCUAAGGAUUGCUGGCUCCGCUAAUUACAUGAUAACUGUGCCGUCCUAUGAGGAUUUAAAAUAUUUUGAAGAAAGCAUCGCUCACAGGAUAUGUGAAGUGGCCAAGCAACCAGUCAAUUUGUGCAAGCCGAAUCCAUGUAUGAAUGGUGGGGAAUGCAUAGUUCACUUUGCAAGUUAUCAUUGUGAAUGCAAUGGCUGGGAUGGAGUUCACUGCGAACACAGAAUCAGGAGCCCGGAGCCCCGUGGAGAUGUUCCCAGAAACCACAGGAGGCAUCGCAGGCAGAGGAAGCUGCGGCGCUUAAACCGACGAGGAAGAAGGUCCCGCAGAAAGCACAGGCACCGAAAGUACAGGGGUACUUCACUGUAACAGGACUCAUCCUGUCCCGUCUCACAUAGUUUGUAUUGGGCAUGCAAUCACAAAUGGCACAAAUAUCAAGAAGCCCAGUUAGUGUCAACGGCCCAGAGCUUUUCUAAAAUCACUUCAAUGGAUCCCAAAAUGCCUGUACACUUGUACUCGAUUCCAACAAUGUUUUAAACAAAACAACUGGCAAAUGACAAUUUGCGAAGCUAUCCACAUUUCUAACGCAAGUAUUGUGAUAAGGUAGAUUUGACUCUACGAUCAGGUUACUGCGUGGGUUCUCAAACGAAGGUUGUUGUUCAUGCAGAUCUCCAGCAGGAAUGCAAAAUAUGUUCAAACUUUUGUUUACAUCCAUCAGAGUAUGGUUCUUCAUUUUGAAAUAUAGCCCUGUCAAUUGUGGUGUUUUGUUAAAUUUGACUGGUCAUGCAAACCAUGUUUCUCACACGACACUGCAUGUUUUUUUUGUGGUUUCAGAGCAGUAUUGCAUGUUGAGUGUGUUUGUUUUGUUCAUGGAGUUCUGUUUCUUAAAGAAGGUUGGAGGUUUAGUUUUAUGACACAAUGCGGAAACAGGCCCUUCGGCCCACCAAGUCCAUGCUGACCAGCGAUCCCGGCACACUAACACUAUCCUACAUACACUAGGGACAAUUUACAAUUUUACCAAUCCAAUUAACCUACAAAACUGUACGUCUCUGGAGUGUGGGAGGAAAGCAGAGCACCUGGAGAAAAUCCACGCAGGUUACGGGGAGAAUGUACAAACUCCAUAUAGACAGCACCCGUAGUCAGGAUCAAACCCAGUUCUCUGGCGCUGUAAGGCAGCAACCUUGCCACCCUUUACUAUCUUAGUGGAUUUGUCACACAGGUGAGUUCCUUGAUCUGUGAUGAAUAUUAAAUGUGCAAAGAGGGAGGAAUUUAACUGCAAGCUAUCACAGAGUUUGUCCAAACAACCCCUUGUUAGAUAACUAAGCUAUUAUUAACAAGAAAGUGAUUGGAACAACCUUGAUGAUCAAAAGGUUUAAACCUAGGACAGAUCCUUUGAACAUAUUGUGGAUAUUUGUUUCAUUUAGGUAAGAGCCAUGACUACAAAUUUAAAUUAAUUUGGGGUUUAUCUGAGGUUUGAAGCAAUAAAUUAAUUCCCCUGCUAACAUUAAAAACAUUCAUCAAUGGAAGAACAUUUAUGCAAUGGUUGUUCAUGGGAAUCUCAUACUUCCCCAGCAAUAUUAAUAUCCUUAAUCCUAUUUUUUAAUGUAUUAUUUUACAAAUUGAUUAAAAAUCAGGAGAUUGAUUUCGUCUCAUCGGUGGACACUUUUCAUUCAAUUUGGAUCAGGAACGUUUACCAGAAUGUUGCCUGGAUUAGAGGGUUUUACCUAUGGGGAAAGGUUGGAUAGAUUUGGACUGUUUUCUCUAGAACUUCAGAAGCUGAGGGGAGGCUUGAUAGAAGUACGUGCAAUUAUGAGAGGCAUGGAUAGGGUAGACUGUUAGAACCCUUUGUCCAGGAAGUGUGGACUUGUGCAACACGAGAGAGCAUAGCUUUAAAGUGAGUGGGGGAAUGUUUAAUGGAGAUGUGUGGGGCAGGUUUUUUAGCUAGAGAGUGGCGAGGGCCUGGAAUGCAUUGCCUGGAGUGGUGGUGGUGGACGCAGAUAUGAUAGUGGUGUUGAUGAGGCUUUUGGAAAGGUACAUGGAAGUGGUGGGAAUAGAGGAAUAUGGUAAAUAAUUUGGAGAGAGUCCUUGUAUUCUUCUCUGUAUAUCCUGAAUCUGUUUUGUACAUUGCUGAAAAUAUCUGUAUUCCAAGCUUGUUGUUCGUGUAAUAGGUAUUUAACAAUGGCUCGAGUGAAUUGCAUUCUGAAUUGAGUUGAAAGCACCACUUAACAUUGCUAUGCAAUUACAUCACAGAUGUGUAUGCUAGUCAUUUGGAAUGCUAGCAUGCCAUUUUAUUAAAAUUUAAGGUGUGUGCCUGCUUGAAUUCCACCACAAUUGCCUGAUCCCAGAAGUGCAUCCCAGUCUCUUUCCUUUCCGGAUGCAUUUGUCUUUCUUCAUGUCUCUUCUUGUCUUGGUCACUUGGACCUCCUUAUUUGUGGACUUUUUCUCCUGCUGACUCCAUUGACACCUUUCAUUGAUGGUAUAAUAUAAGAAGAAAGACCCAGUGACAUAUUCACAAUGCUUUGCACUGCCAGAAAAAAAUUGAAUACCUGUAUAGAGUGAAUUUAAGAGAACUGUCAUGGAAACAGUAAUAUGAGGAUGUUGGGGAGAGAUUGAGCAGGCUAGGACUUUAUUCCUUGGUUUCAAUAGGAACCUGAGGGGCAACUUUUUUGCCCAAAGGGUUGUGAGUAUAUGGAAUGAGCUGCCAUCGGAGGUAGUUGAGGCAGGUGCUAUAACAACAUUUAAAAGACAUUUGGACAGGUACAUGGUCAGGAUAGGUUUAGAGGGAUAUGGGUCAAAUGCAGGCAGGUGGGACUGGUGUAGAUGGGGCAUGUUGGUCAGCAGGUUGGACUGACGGGUCUGUCUCCACGCUGUAUGAUUCUAAUACUUAGGUUAAAUGUCUCUUGUGGUUGCUCAUUAAUCAAAUAGCUGCAUAUCAUUUUCAGGGUUUCACCUAAUAUGAUAUUUUCUUAUCAUCUAAUAAGCCAUCCAUCGUAAGCAUUGACUUGGAAUGAAGUGGAACCAAUGAGUUGAGUGUAGAUGCCAACCAAAUCACAGCAUGAAGAAAGGUCUCAACCCGAAACGUCACCCAUUUUAUUUUUCCAGAGAUGCUGCCUGUCCUGCAGUGUUACUCUGGCUGUUUGUGUCUAUCUUCGGUUUAAACCAGCAUCUUCCUGCACAGCCGUAGGUUUGUUGAAUAGGUGACCGGGCACACAAUUGAAUCUAAUACCAUGCCACUCUGCUAUUAGCCUGAGUUAACAUGCAUGGAGAUAACUCAAAUACAGAAUAUGACGCAUCCAGCUUAUUAGUAUGAAUCGGCAAAAUAGGAAUUAAAAUGUUGGCGUGAUAGAUCGUCCCCUGUGGCAAUGCAGGGUGUAAUAUAGUCUUCAAGUGAAGUAGCUUUAGCUGGGCAGCUAAUAAUUUGAAAGAGACCCGUCUGCUGCAAUUGGGCCCCUAUUUUCAUGAUAUGUGAUUUUAUGUAAUUAAUAUUUUAAAUCCAGAAGUAAUUUUGGAAGUGAGGAAAUACUGCUUAUCGGAGCAGAAGUUUUGUUUUCCUGAGGUACCUGCUGAAGCGCUGUAAGCUAAAGAACCCAUCUUUACAUUCAUGCAUUAACACUGCAUUGUGAAUCAGGUUGAUCCAGGGGCAUAGUGUGAAAUAAAUAGUGAAAUAUCCCCAUUACGCUUCAGCAGUGACUUUGCCUUCUCUUCUACGUUUAGAGAAACAGCGCGGAAACAGACCGUUCCGCCCACCGAGUCUGCGCUGACUAGCGAUCCUCGUACGCGAACACUAUCCUACAUUCUAGAGACAAUUUACUAUUUUUACUGAAGCCAAUUAGCCUACAAUCCUGUACGUCUUUGGAUUGUGGGAGGAAACCAGAGCACCCAGAGAUAACCCAUGCAAUCGGGGAGAACGCACAAACUUUGUACAGACAGCGCCUGUAAACAGGAUCAAACCCACACACACAAGUUCACACAUGUUAUAGUAGAAUUAGGCCAUUUGGCCCAUUGAUCCUACUCCGCCAUUCAAUCAUGGCUGAUCUCAGCCUCCUAAUCCCAUUUUCCUGCCUUCUCCCCAUAGCCUUUGACACCUGUUCUAAUCAAGAUGUUGUCCAUCUCUGCCUUAAAAAAACAGCCCUCUGUGGCAAAGAGUUCCACAGAUUAACUACCCUUUGACUAAAGAAGUUCCUCCUCACUGUUCUAAAGAGCGCCCUUUAUUUCUGAGGCUAUGACCUCUGGUCCAAAACUCUCCCACCAGUGGAAACAUCCUUUCAUUAUUCUGUAAGUUUCAAUGAGGUCCACCCUCAACCUUCUAAACUCCAGCGAGUAGAGGCCCAGUACUGUCAAAUGCUCAUCAAAUGCUAGCCGGGUCUGUGGUCAUUAUCGCUACUCCACCGUGCCGCACUGGAUCACAGGUGCACAAUAGCAUGGUGUGAAUAGCACAAUUUUUUUUCUUGCUCCCAAAAAGAUAAUGUGCUACCCACCAAAAUGUAAUGAGUGAAGCAGAUGAGUUGAUAACCCUUGAGAUAGUUAGGUUAAACUCUGCCUGGGUCUACAGAGCAAUGUGCAGUACUAUUGGAGACCACCCAAACUGUAAUUUUGACGUGUUAGAAAUGAUGGCGAUGGAAGAUAUUCUUCCCAAAGUUUGGAAUUUUACCUUAGUGUUGAUAAUAGUUCUUUUUAAUAGCAUAGUCAUCAGUUUACUGAAACUAGAAGCGUAUAGGUUUCUUGUGACAUAUUAAAAUUUUGAUUAAAUUCUGUCUAGUAUGUCAGAAUGUAAAUACAUUCCUAUGAACAAUGUGUCAGUGUAUUAUCUUGUAAUGACAAUGUUUAAGUAUUUUGUACAUAACACCUGAUAUUAACCUCUGCACAUUUUAUAUGUUUGCCUGUUAAUGUCGGACGUAGCACAUUAUGAUUUUUACUCAUUGUUUUAAAUCUUCAAGAAGUUCACCAAGAAAUCAAGCUGGCUUGUAACAAAAGCCCAAGUAACAUACUCAAGGGUUCUAUAAUAUUCGAUAUCAAUAAAUGGCCACCAAAUUCUAA